AUGCGACAAUCUCUACGGCGAAAGUCUUGCAGUGCUUGCGCGCGCUCCAAGCGUCGCUGCAGCCUUAGUGCUCCCAGGUGCAGACGCUGCGCAGUAAAAGGCAUAGAAUGCUCAUAUCCCACCGUCACGCCUGUGCCGCCUCCGCUCCCAAGCGCCUCUGGCAGCCCGCUCGUCAGUGUCAGUGAUUUGAUUGACGAUGCUUUGCUAUCUCUUCAGGUGCCCUCUUUCUCACCCACGACUGAAGCAUAUGGCAUGCAGCUCGACUCCGCGGAAUAUCCUGCCCACACAGCAAACGAUUAUACGGCGCGCGCAGAAUUCUUGGCUCAUUUGAUGUCACUGCAGACCACGGCACUGGCUGACAAGGGAUUCAAUGUAUUUAUCCACUCGUCACAGACUCUGGCGUCAGAUGCGUUGCGCGACGCGUUAGCUGGAAGUGCCCUGCACGCCAUGCGAAAUCCUUCUAACGCGCGCUUCGUCGAUUCUGAGAUUACAAGGCGCGCCUCCAGCACUGUCGCAGUCUUAUGUGCAGCGUCAAUAAGCGACGAUACGGGCAACUUGCAAAUGCUACCUUGGGUCCAAGCACUUCUUGUCUACCAAUGUAUGCGACUCUUCGCGCCAGCAAGUAUCAGCCAACAGACACAGGCGGAACGCGACAACUUUGUUCUUCAAAUCUGGGCAUCGCGAUUGAAACUAUCAUUGACUUGUGAUGAUGACCUUACCGAGGCGCGCUGGGAGCCCUGGGUUGAGCAAGAAGCUAUCCGUCGCACGCUGAUAUGUAUAGAGCUUGCGCAAGGCGCCUACACCUACCUCCGAGGGAAUUGGCCCGUCGGUGUCCGGUGCCAUCACGACCUAAGAUUCAAUGCACAGAAGGCUCUUUGGGAAGCCAAGUCGGCUGCAGAAUGGCGUUUGGUCUGCGACGAUUUCACGCAUCCCUCGCUGCCAUGCAAUAUGAUUCGCUUACACAAAGACAUUCGCGACGCAAUGCCUGGUGACUUGGAUGAUCUAGGAGUCGUAUUGCGCGCUGCGGGCGAAGGGCUUGCCCAUAUUAAUACCUGGCUUCGUCACGAUAAAGAAGCCUUGCAGCGAUGGGGCCAAGUAGGCGCAUAA
Messenger RNA from Fusarium fujikuroi IMI 58289, 1107 nucleotides. RefSeq lists its product as uncharacterized. NCBI's taxonomy places the organism in Eukaryota, Fungi, Ascomycota, Sordariomycetes, Hypocreales, Nectriaceae. Gene Ontology annotation, molecular function: zinc ion binding; DNA-binding transcription factor activity, RNA polymerase II-specific. The transcript has a single exon. Bases 1 to 1107 code for a protein of 368 amino acids. Gene Ontology annotation, biological process: regulation of DNA-templated transcription. The record is from RefSeq and is a predicted model, not a curated record.